This is a messenger RNA of Ostertagia ostertagi, 1554 nucleotides long. Lineage: Eukaryota; Metazoa; Nematoda; Chromadorea; Rhabditida; Trichostrongylidae. The record is from the annotation of a GenBank genome assembly.
AUGCGGUCGCUCGGCUCGAUCACGCCCAGCGCCGUCUCGCUGACCCAGGCCAGCAGCGCCGAGGCGACGAUGACCUUGAACAGCCAGCGGGUGCCGAACGGCCCGAGCACGACCAGGGUCGGCCCCCUCAUGGCCCGGCGACCUCCGGAGGGCCCAGGGCCGCGCUCGCGGCCUCGAAAUCCAAGGCCGACAGCGCGGCAUCGAUCGCCUGGCGCUGCCCGGCGCCCAGCGGCGCGCCCACCAGCGCGCCGUGCGGCAGCUCGACUCGCAGCUCACGUCGGUGCAGCGUCUGCAGGGCGACAGCACGCCGACGCUCUUCUUCGUGCAGCCGGUCGUGGUGAGCGAGCAGGUGCUCGGCACGGUCAUCCUGCAGCUCGACCUGGACCGGCUGCUGCGCGUCGCCACGGAACAGUCCGGCCUGGCCGUGGCCGGCGAGACCGUGCUGGUGCGACGGGAAGGCGCCAAGGCGGUCUUCCUGAACGAGCUGCGCCGCGGCGUGCUGACGAGCCUGAACGGGCAGAUGGACAUGUCGGCGUCGCAGCUGCCGCCGGCGCUGCGCGCGCUGCGUGGCGAAAGUGGCAGCGGCCUGCAGAUCGACUACUCCGGCGUGCAGGUGGUGUCGUCCUGGCGUUACCUGCCCGCGCUGGACUGGGGCAUGGCCGUGAACCUGGAUGCGUCCGAAGCCUUCGCGCAGGCCCGGGUGCUGCGAGAGCGCCUCGUGCUGGCGCUGGGCGUGGCCCUGGUGCUCGCGCUGGCGCUGGGAUUGCUGCUGCGCAGGCGCAUCGUGGAGCCGGUGGAGAUGCUGGGCGCUUCGGUCGCGCGCAUUGCGGGCGGCGAGUUGAACGAACGGGCGCCGGUCGUGGGCUUCAUCGAGUUCCAGGACCUCGCUCACGGCUUCAACCACAUGACGGAGCAGCUCGUCGUCGAGCGGCAGCUGCUGGAGGCGCGGGUGGAGCAGCGCACGCGCGACUUGAACGACAGCGAACAACGCUUCCGCGGGGUGUUCGAGCGGGCGCAGAGCCUGGGCGGGUACCUCGUCAAGCCGGUCACGGCGUCGAUGCUGCACGACGCGGUCGCCGAGGCUACCGGUGGCCGCUCCUCGGCGAGCCUGCGCGAGGCGUCCGGCGAGCCGCGCCUGCAAGGCAUGCGCCUGCUCGUGGUGGAAGACAACGGUUUCAACCAGCAGGUGGCCCAGGAACUGCUGGAAGGCGAGGGCGCCCUCGUCACGCUCGCCGGCGGGGGCGUCGAGGGUGUGCACCUGGCGCUCGUGACGGAGCCGGCCUUCGACGCCAUCCUGAUGGAUGUGCAGAUGCCCGACAUCGACGGCUUCGAGGCCACGCAGCGCAUCCUGGCGCGGCGUCCGGGGAGCCUGAUCAUCGCGAUGACGGCCAAUGCGAUGGAGUCCGACCGGCAGGCUUGCCUGGCCGCGGGCAUGCGCGACCACGUGGCCAAGCCGGUGGACCUGGAGCAGCUGGUCAGCUGCCUGCGACGUUAUGUGAAUCCGCUGGACUCGCGGCCCAGCGAGACGUCGGCGCCCGGGGCGGCGCUGGGUGA